This is a messenger RNA of Eremomyces bilateralis CBS 781.70, 687 nucleotides long. RefSeq names its product thioredoxin-like protein. Gene Ontology annotation, molecular function: glutathione transferase activity; glutathione peroxidase activity. Gene Ontology annotation, cellular component: peroxisome; mitochondrion. The record is from RefSeq and is a predicted model, not a curated record. NCBI's taxonomy places the organism in Eukaryota, Fungi, Ascomycota, Dothideomycetes, Eremomycetales, Eremomycetaceae. Gene Ontology annotation, biological process: glutathione metabolic process. The transcript has 6 exons. Bases 1 to 687 code for a protein of 228 amino acids.
AUGGCACGGCCGCAACUCAAACUUUAUGUGGACAUCGUCAGUCCAUUCGCUUACAUUGCAUUUUAUGCACUGCAUGCAUUACUGUGUACUGACUUGCCACAUAAUUUCCCACUCUUCAAACAAUGCGAUGUUACAUACGUGCCGAUCCUCCUCGGAGGCAUCCUGAACGAGUGCGGCAACGCCGCCCCGAUCAUGAUCAAGAAUAAGGGCCCGUACAUCAACAAAGAGCGCGAACGUUGGGCGAAGCUCUUCAAUAUCCCCAUCGGCGGCACACCCGCUGGGUUCCCUGCAAGGACGCUGCCGGUUCAACGCGCCUUGACGGCGUUCUCAGUCUCGCCGUACGCGGACAAGCUGCCGCAGGUCAUCGACGCCUUGUACCAUGAGUACUGGGUGCUGGGGAAGCCCAUCGCCGAGACUCAGGUGCACGGCGCGGCAUUCGCAAAGGUCAUCGGCGAGGAGGCGACGAAGGAGAUGUUGCGGAAGGCGAACGACAAGGACGUGAAGGAUCUGCUGACCAAGCGGACGUCCACGUCGGUGGAGGAGGGUGCCUUUGGCAUCCCCUAUUUCGUGGCGACGAAUUCGAACGGGGAGACGGAUGGAUUUUGGGGAUUCAGUCAUCUUGGGCUGGUGGUCGACCAUCUGGGGUUGGAGAGACCGACAACGGGAGGCUGGAAAGCUCUAUUGUAA